Messenger RNA from Brassica napus (rape), 1289 nucleotides. Its product is annotated as protein PIN-LIKES 1-like. Gene Ontology annotation, biological process: endoplasmic reticulum to cytosol auxin transport. The record is from RefSeq and is a predicted model, not a curated record. NCBI's taxonomy places the organism in Eukaryota, Viridiplantae, Streptophyta, Magnoliopsida, Brassicales, Brassicaceae. Gene Ontology annotation, cellular component: membrane. The transcript has 10 exons. Bases 106 to 1257 code for a protein of 383 amino acids.
CUGUUCUUAAUAUGUGAUGUUUGUUUGUAAUGUGAUUUAUAUCUGAAUGGUUGAUAGAUUUGAAUUUGCUCAUUGCUUAUUAGAUUAUCAAGCGACGAGACGAGGAUGAAGCUUUUGGAUCUGUUCAUAACCUCGUCGAUACCAGUCGGAAAGAUUCUUGUGAUAACAGGAAUCGGCUUUUACUUGGCUCUUGAUCGUGUUAACAUUCUUAAUCAAGAUGCUAGAAAACAGCUCAACAACAUAGUUUUCUAUGUGUUUAGUCCUUCACUCGUUGCAAGCAGUCUAGCUGAGACUAUUACUUAUGAAAGCUUGGUGAAAAUGUGGUUCAUGCCACUCAACGUUGUGCUCACAUUCAUCAUUGGCUCGUUUCUUGGUUGGCUUGUUAUCAAGGUCACUAAACCUCCUUCACAUCUCCGUGGCAUCAUAGUUGGUUGCUGUGCUGCUGGGAACUUGGGAAACAUGCCACUCAUCAUUAUCCCAGCUAUAUGCAAUGAGAAGGGAAGCCCUUUUGGAGAUCCUGAGACUUGUGAGAAGUAUGGUUUAGGUUAUGUUGCCCUCUCAAUGGCGAUUGGAUCCAUUUGCAUAUGGACUUAUGUAUACAAUCUUAUGAGAGUGCUAGCUAGAGAAACUCCUAUAAUCAUCGGUACCUCCUCUACAGUGCCAUUGAUUCCUACCAAAGUGGUUCAAGUUGAGGAGCAGUUUGGAACAUGGAGCAAGAUCAAGCAAAGAGUAUGUUCUGCAACAGAGAAUAUCAAUCUAGGAACGAUCUUUGCUCCUUCCACUAUUGCAGCGCUUAUCGCGCUUGGGAUUGGGCUUAUUCCUACACUAAGGAAGCUACUAAUCGGCAACACAGCUCCACUCAGAGUGAUUGAAGACUCAGUAUCUCUAUUAGGGGAAGGGACUAUUCCUCUUCUGACUUUGAUUAUAGGAGGAAACCUUCUCAAAGGUCUGAGGGGAUCAGGAAUGCACAAGUCAGUCAUAUUAGGCGUGGUGGUUGUGCGUUACGUGUUGCUGCCAAUAAUAGGUGUUUUGAUAGUGCAAGGAGCUCAUUACUUGGGCUUGAUUACAUCAGAACCGCUCUACCAGUUUGUUCUUCUGCUUCAGUAUGUUGUUCCACCGGCUAUGAAUCUUGGUACAAUAACUCAACUAUUUGGGUCAGGAGAAUGUGAAUGCUCUGUGAUUCUCUUCUGGUCUUACGCUUUGGCUUCGGUUUCUCUCACCCUCUGGCCAACCUUCUUUAUGUGGCUUGUUUCCUGAACUAACACACACACAUACACAUACACGCAUAC